Messenger RNA from Penicillium antarcticum, 672 nucleotides. It is a transcript of the gene xanC, whose product is annotated as transcription factor xanC. Bases 1 to 672 code for a protein of 223 amino acids. Lineage: Eukaryota; Fungi; Ascomycota; Eurotiomycetes; Eurotiales; Aspergillaceae. The record is from RefSeq and is a predicted model, not a curated record. The transcript has 3 exons.
AUGAAGAUGGAACAUAACCCUGCAACUCCCAAGGAGGAGAUUCCCAGUCAGCUGCAGGAUCCACUGGAGAGAAGAAGGUUGCAGAAUCGCCUUUCUCAAAGAAACCACCGUAAUGUAAUCCCUAGAAAUGUCUUUGAAAGCCGCAAAACCAGAGAUCGCAUUGCAAAGCUCCAAGAGCGUGUUAUUGCCAAUGAACUCAGAGCAGCAGCAGCCCUAAACGGGUGGGACCAGCAAUAUAGGCCGUCACCCUGGUCACAAAACACACACCCAGCUCUAUCCGACAAUAGUCUGGAUUUCGAUUCUCGAGAUCCUUCUGUCCUAGGCACAGAGCCUUCAACGCCGUUCAUGCCGUCAUAUCCUAUUUUCUCCUCCACCUCGUGGCCAAAUGAUUUCAAUGUCUUUCCUUCGAAUUGCUACCACCCGCCUUCUGGUGGUGGGGGAGUGUUGACCCAUUCAAAUGGAAUGUCAUCAUCCACUACAGCUGGUCUGGGCGGAGAUACAUUCCGAGAUAUGAUACCCACUGGAGACACAUUGCCGUCAGAGUCAUUUCCUGCCCCAGGCAACCAGCCUUCAUACUAUGUUGCAACUGGUUAUUGUCUUGGUUCCUCCAGAGUCGCCAGCAUCUAUGUCCAUACCAUCCUUUCCGCCAUCAAACUUAUGCAACAGACUUGA